AUGUUUAUUACAAAAACUAGAAAACUAUAUAGUUCUUAUAAUUAUAAAUUAUCAUUAAAUAAUAGAUAUUGUAGUCGUAGUAGUAGUAAUGCUACUUCAAUAAAACCACUUGAAGGAUUUAAAGUUUUAGAUUUGAGUCGUGUGUUAGCAGGUCCAUGGUCUUCACAGUUGUUAGGUGAUCUUGGUGCAGAUGUUAUCAAAGUAGAAUCGAUACAAGGUGAUGAUACAAGAGAAUGGGGUCCUCCUUUUUAUAAAGAUCCAAAAGGUAACAUAAAUACAGCUUACUUUAGUUGCACAAAUAGAAAUAAGAAAUCAAUUGCAGUUGAUUUCUCUAAACCUGAAGGUCAAAAGAUUAUUCACGAAUUAUCAAAAGAGUGUGAUGUUUUAUUGGAAAAUUUUAAAGUUGGUGGUUUGGAAAAAUAUAAUCUAGAUUAUAAAUCUAUUUCUUCAAUCAAUCCAAGAAUCAUUUAUUGUUCUAUUACUGGAUUUGGUCAGAAUGGACCGUUUGCAAAUUUGCCUGGUUACGACUUUGCAAUUCAAGCGAUGGGUGGUUUGAUGAGUAUAACAGGAACUGAGAGUGAACCGAUGAAGUGUGGCGUUGCAAUUGUCGAUAUGAUGACUGGAAUGUACUCGAACGUUGCUAUACAGGCAGCACUACAUCUUAGAAACCAAACAAAUCGUGGACAGCAUAUCGAUGUAAGUCUGCUGGAUGUUCAAGCUACUUUCCUGGCUAAUCAGGCAUCCAACUACCUGGUUACGGGCGUCAACCCAAAGAGAAUCGGUAAUUCACAUCCAAGUAUCUCUCCGUACGAUUCACUAAAGUCAUCGGAUGGAUUCUACGUUGUUGCUGUUGGCAACGAUUCACAAUUUCAUUCACUUUGUAAUACCCUUGGUGUCGACAGAUCGAUUAGUGGCGACGCUCGAUUCUCUAGUAACGCAAAGCGUGUUGCCAACAGACAAGAGCUGCUUGAACAUUUGAAUGCGCGAUCAAUGAUGAGAACAACCAAAGAGUGGAUCGAUCUUCUUGGCAAAGCAAAUGUCCCAUGUUCACCUAUCAAUCAACUCUCGGAAGUCUAUUCACAUCCUCAGAUUCAACAUAGAAACAUGGUAUGGGAAUUGGAUCUAUCUGAACAACCUACACCAACACCAACCACUUUGAACAAACAAAAGACAACUCCUCAAAACAAAGUGUAUGAACUUGAUAAACUAAAGGUUGUUGGUUGUCCAAUACAUUUCAGUGAGAGUGAUGGAGCGUUUGGGAUUCUCUGA
Heterostelium album PN500 is the source of this 1269-nucleotide messenger RNA. Its product is annotated as CaiB/BaiF CoA transferase family protein. Gene Ontology annotation, molecular function: catalytic activity. The coding region runs from base 1 to 1269 and encodes 422 amino acids. Lineage: Eukaryota; Evosea; Eumycetozoa; Acytosteliales; Acytosteliaceae. The record is from RefSeq and is a predicted model, not a curated record. The transcript is spliced from 5 exons.